AUGGCACCGUCAGGAAGUGAUUUUCAGGAACUGGACACUCUAGGAGAGGCCUGGGCCCAGCUGAAGAAGAGUCUGAAUGAUGAAGCGGAGGUUCACCUCAAGUUCUCCUCCAAGCUGCAGAGUGAGGUGGAGAAGCCUCUCCUGACCUUCAGAGACAACUUCAAGAAGGACAUGAAGCGCUUCGACCAUCACAUCGCUGACCUGCGCAAGCAGCUGCUCGGACGCUACGCAGCCGUGGAGAAGGCUCGCAAGGCGCUGGCGGACAGACAGAAGGACCUGGAGAUGAAGACACAGCAGCUGGAGAUCAAGCUGAGCAACAAGCACGAGGAGGACAUCAAGAAGGCUCGCCGGAAAUCCACACAAGCAGGAGAUGACCUGAUGCGCUGUGUUGACCUCUACAACCAGUCCCAGUCCAAAUGGUUUGAGGAGAUGGUGACCACCAGCCUGGAGCUGGAGAGACUGGAGGUGGAGCGCGUGGAGAUGAUCCGACACAACCUGUGUCAGUACACGACGCUACGACACGAGACGGACAUGUUUAACCAAAGUACCAUGGAGCCGGUGGACCAGCUGCUGCAGUGUGUGGACCCAGCCAAAGACAGGGAGCUCUGGGUCACGGAGCACAAGACUGGGGAGGUCCGGCCGGUCAACAUCGAGAUCUAACACACACGCACAUAUAUAUACACACACACACACACACAUUCCCUCUCACACACACACACACACACACACAGGCAAAUGAACACACGUGCACGUUUGCCCACACAUGUACACAUACAUGCACACACACUCUUACGCCCGCACUGAAACACACACAGACAUAUAUGCGCACACACACACCUUGAUCCGGGGAACAGCAGUUCCCCCUGGGGAUUUGGAAGACUUCAGGAAUCGCCAUCCUCCUACCAUUGCAUUUGACUGAUAUCAGACAGGAGAGAUGGAGAACAGACUCCUCACGCCUCUCCUGUCACCUGCUGGCGGUCUGAAAACUGAAGGUCCUGCUUCUGUAGACAGACAGACCGGCAGGCAGCAGACCAGAGGACCAGCCCGGCCGCCACCUGGUGGCCAGUUCAGGCACAGCAGCACUCUCCAUGGAAUGACUGAACGAUUAGAAGGAGAAUGUCUAGAAUGGCCGGCAGAAGGGAGAUUCCGGGUCCUCUUGUUCUGGGUCUGUCGCCUGGCUGGAUGGAUGAGAGGGUUUGAGGUUGACCAUGGAGGUUUGGGUAGAAUAUGGCAGCACCAGACAGUAUUCACCAUUCGCCCCGUUUUUUUUUUACCAGGGCUUCUCUCAGGUGCGAGGGGUGUUUUACACAAACAGCGGAGAGACAGUGUUAUUCUUGUACAUAGCAGACUGUACACGCCACAGGGCAUGUGUCGGGUGUGGUGUGUGUUCGCUUUUGCUCUGUGGAGUAACUCCAUCUCACUUUCACGUGUUUAAACAUGGCCGAUUAUGGUCAAACUGAAACCAGUGCUUGAUGAUUGCUUUUAACAGCUGCUACUAGUAAACAAAUCACAGACGGCAUUCCGGUGAAUAGCUUUGUUAAGUCUCUCUGUAACACAUUUAGAGGCUGUAUUGUCUGAAAGCUCAGUUCGAAAUGUCACUGGAACACUGUAAACAGAGUGGUAAAGAGAGGUUUUGAUGUGAAGCUAUAACACACCAUGUUAGUGAUUGGCACCAUCCUGUUAUACUGUUGUUCUGUUGUGUUGUUAUAAUUAUAAAUCAGACAGUUGCACUUUCUGGCCUAUGGGGUUUGAUGUGAGCUUGUUCUUCUCUAUUCUGCCCUUGUUGCUAUGGAAGGGGUCUCUGAAACAACACAUGAUAGGAAUAAGAAAUUACUAUUUUAUUUCGAUUUUUUUCAUUGGGUUAAAGGGGUAUAUUUGAGGUCUGUGUUUUACAAGUGAAGGUGUUAUAUGUAAAUACUAGACAGAUGUUUAUGCUAGGCUGCAGAGUCAAGGUAUUAUUAGAAUGAAGGUGUGAAAGUGUGAUGUGCUUUAAGGCCAGGAAAUAUAAAUAUAGUUCACAGAAAUGGAGGUACAGAUAAUAUAUUCAACUAAUUUAGCAUUAUGCUUAUUUUUAUACCAAAUAAAAAAUAACAAGAACUAUGCGUGGGUAAACAUCUGUGCAAAUUAAACAAGAUCAUUUGGGAUUUGUUCAAUUGAUAAAUCUCUUUUUGAAAUAGAUAUGCAAAAUAGAUAUUGCUGUCUAAUGGAGCGAUGUAAACACACCAGGUAGACCAUUCUCCUCAGGUAAUGGAGGACUGCACCUGGGGGAGAUGGAUAUUAACUGCUAAAUAUUUGACAUUAAUGUUUGGCAUUUUUAUUAUAAAUGUAUGCAUUUAAUGCUCUGACUGUCUAUGAUUUUACAGUGAUUUUACUUUUUCCACAAAAUAACUGGAUGAUUUUUUUUCUUUUUGGUCAAAUGGUUUUGUGUUUUUUUUCUGACAAAAGACCACACAUUGAACUGUAAAGGAUGAAAAGUUUUAUUUCUCAAAAACAUAUUUCCACAUUCAACAAUAAAAAUGCUCUGGAUAUG
This is a messenger RNA of Osmerus eperlanus (European smelt), 2530 nucleotides long. RefSeq names its product growth arrest-specific 7b (gene gas7b). Gene Ontology annotation, cellular component: plasma membrane; cytoplasm; actin filament. Gene Ontology annotation, molecular function: actin filament binding. NCBI's taxonomy places the organism in Eukaryota, Metazoa, Chordata, Actinopteri, Osmeriformes, Osmeridae. The transcript is spliced from 7 exons. The coding region runs from base 1 to 660 and encodes 219 amino acids. The record is from RefSeq and is a predicted model, not a curated record. Gene Ontology annotation, biological process: neuron projection morphogenesis; actin filament polymerization.